Harpegnathos saltator (Jerdon's jumping ant) is the source of this 737-nucleotide messenger RNA. RefSeq lists its product as uncharacterized. Lineage: Eukaryota; Metazoa; Arthropoda; Insecta; Hymenoptera; Formicidae. The record is from RefSeq and is a predicted model, not a curated record. The transcript has a single exon. The coding region runs from base 371 to 631 and encodes 86 amino acids.
UGGUCUUCGGGGAGAGGGGGUAGCAAUUUUCGAAGCAAUUGUCUUCUGUCUGAAGGCAAUUACACGCUAUUGCGCGAUAUGAAGUGCGCCAUCUCGGCAAAAGAAACACGACAUGGCUGCAUUUUGCAUUUUAUUCGGUACAUUUGCGAGUCCCGGAGAACUAACGCGAUUAAAGUAGUCGACGUGUAAUUACGAUUGAUCGCGGUCUCAGGAGAAGACCUGCGCUUCGCGAGGCGAGCACCUCCAUGAUUAUUCCGCGAGCGACGUUCGCGUUUUCAAUCUUCAACCUUAUCGAACAAAGUUGACGCGCGCUUUUGGCGCGUUGACAUUUCCGCAACGUCCUGCAACAUUCAGCGAUAAUCGCAGAACGAUGAAGCGCACAAGCACCAUCAGCCGCCUGGUCGAAAUCGGCCUGCGUUUCGUCGGCAUGUGGCCGGACUCGGAGUACGCGACUCUUUAUUGGCUCAUCUACAUGACGACGAUAGUGAUAGUGCAGUAUUAUCAGUACGCGUACGUCCUCGCGCACUUUGACCUUAGUGAUCUCUCGCUCCUCAUGGAUUGUCUCGGUCUCACCUUGGCGUACACGCUCGCCGGCCUCAAGCUUUUCGUUCUGUGGUGGAAUCGCCGGUAAGACGACUUUCGCGCCGUGAAACUUGCUGGUGAUAUUUUUGUAAAAUGCCAACGAGAUCGUGUAACCUUUUCUUACGAGCGGAAACGUGACGAGUGACAAGUUUUAC